This is a messenger RNA of Bradysia coprophila, 6187 nucleotides long. Its product is annotated as fatty acid synthase-like. The record is from RefSeq and is a predicted model, not a curated record. Gene Ontology annotation, molecular function: oxidoreductase activity; fatty acid synthase activity; 3-oxoacyl-[acyl-carrier-protein] synthase activity. Gene Ontology annotation, biological process: fatty acid biosynthetic process. NCBI's taxonomy places the organism in Eukaryota, Metazoa, Arthropoda, Insecta, Diptera, Sciaridae.
CAGUGGAUCUUAAAAUUUUAUCGCAAAAAUGUUAAACGGCAUGAACGGUUAUGCAAAUCAGUCAGAAUUGCAUAGCAGAAAUGAAUCGGACAAGAUUGUUAUAUCAGGCAUUGCUGGACGCUUUCCGAAUUCGCGAAAUGUUGAUCAAUUUUCGUACAAUUUGUAUAAUAAAAUCGAUAUGGUCGAUGACGAUGAACGUCGUUUCCAACAUAUCAAAGGCAUUUCUCCUCGGAAUGGUAAAGUAUACGAUUUGGGAAAGUUUGACGCUGGCUUCUUUAAUGUCAAAUCAUCCUUUGCCAGUUCAAUGCAUCCCCAAAUAAGAUGUUUAUUAGAACAUGCUGUGGAGGCGGUUUACGACGCUGGUAUUCAUCCAAAUGAAAUUGCCGGUAAACGAGUGGGAGUGUUUAGUGCUGCUAGUGAUUUUGAGCAAAUAAAUGGAAACAACUUCAAGGCAGACGCGUAUUCAAUAAUCGGGGGAACAAAAUCAGUCGUUGCUAAUCUCAUUUCACAGUUUUUGGAUCUCAAAGGACCGUCAAUGACAGUUGAUUCUGCAUGCAGUAGCUCGAUGAUGGCGUUGCAAUGUGCUUACAAUGCAAUGAUGUGCGGUGAAUGUGUUGCAGCUAUAGUGACCGGAAGUAAUUUAGUAUUGACACCGAAUGCCGCCCUUCAAAUGACAAAGCUCGGAAUGCUCAGUCCGGAUGGAUACAGCCGUGUAUUUGAUGAAAAAGCUUCUGGUUACGUCAAAUCUGAGGCAGUUGUUGCUAUCUUCAUUCAGAAAUACAAAGAUGCCAGACGUUGCUAUGCAAAAAUUGUCCAUUUAAAGAGUGGUGCAGAUGGAAAGAAACCAGAUGGCCCUGUGUCACCAUAUGGUGCCGAACAACAAAAACUUAUGGAAUUAUUUUACGAUGAAAUAAAAAUGUCCCCAAACGUUGUUCAAUACGUUGAGGCACACUCAACGGGGACAUCAGUUGGCGAUCCACAAGAGUGCAAUGCUAUCUUGAAUGCUUUUUGUAAAGAUAGAUCGACAGCGUUGUUGAUCGGUUCUGUUAAGUCCAACAUGGGUCAUUCCGAAAAUUCGGCAGGACUUAGCUCGAUAGUCAAGUCAAUACUUACAUUCGAGACCGGGACAAUAGCGCCCAACAUUCACUUCGACCGACCAAAUAAGAACAUUAUCGGAUUGAACGAUGGUCGAUUGAAAAUUGUGUUGGAAAAGACCGAAUUCCCCGGCUCGUUUAUUGCUUUGAAUUGUUUUGGUGUUGGAGGCGCGAACGGACAUGCCCUUCUUCAAAAACACAGUCGAAUCAAAAGUGACCAUAAAUCGUCAUCGCAAGCAAUUCCAGCACUUGUUUUCUGGUCAAGUCGAACCGAACAGGGAUGUCGUGACGCAUUCACUUACAUUGCGAACCAUCGAUUAGAUAGAGAAUUUAUUGGCUUAAUACAUAAGACUCAAUCAUGGCCGAUGAGUGAAGCGCGUUGCCGAAGUUAUGCAAUUUUUGAACAACGAACUGAUGAAAUCACCUGCACCUUGUUGACCGAAGAUAUUGUUCAAGUGGUGGACGACGAACCGAAACGUCCGGUUGUUUGGAUCUUCCCCGGAAUGGGAUGCCAAUGGCUGCAAAUGGGACUUUCUUUAAUGAGCGUGGCUGUGUUCAACGACGCUAUUAAACAAUGUCAUCGUGCAUUGGAGGUGUUCGAUAUUAACUUGAUGCAUAUCUUAACAUCAGAUCGUUCGAAAGUGUUGGAAGAUGUUGUUGAAUCAUUCGUUGGCAUUGUUUCCAUCCAAAUUGGUCUUGUGAACUUGUUAAAAGCCCUUGGUGUUGAGCCUGAUUUCAUAUUGGGACACUCAGCGGGCGAAAUUUGCUGCGGAUAUGCUGACGGAUGUUUAACUUUGGAACAGACAAUUCUGAUUGCAUAUUUUCGUGGCAAAGCCUUUCUUGAAACUGAAAUAAUUGACGGAGCAAUGGCGAGUGUAGGUAUCGGAUAUAAGAAGAUACAAUCCAUGUUGCCCAAGAAAAUUGAAGUUGCUUGCAGAAAUGGACCGGAUUCGUGCACUAUUUCCGGUCCCGCCGAUGACGUACAUACAUUUAUGGAACAACUGACGAGCCAAGGCAUUUUUGUAAAAGAAGUUGCUUCACUUAACAUUCCCUAUCACAGUUCAUACAUACGAAAAGUUGGCUGUAAAUUUCAACAGUUUGUGGAAGCAAUUAUAUUGAGUCCAAAGUCACGCACAUCCAAAUGGCUGAGCACCAGUAUCCCUAAUGCCAAUUUGAAUAACGGCCAGUCAAAUGUUUGUUCGGCCGAGUAUCAAACAAAUAAUCUCGUGUCACCAGUACUAUUCGAAGAAGCAAUGGCUCAGCUUCCACCAAAUUCAUUAACAAUUGAAUUAGCACCAUUCGGUUUGCUGCAAGCAAUUCUAAGGAAAGGUAUGCCUGACGCAAUGCACGUCACCCUAACCAAGAUGGAUCAUCUGAACGAUGUGCAACCACUUUUGCAAGGUCUUGGAAAGAUGUACAAUUUUGGCGUUGACAUGAACAUUGACAAACUAUACAGUCCGGUUGAAUUUCCGGUUUCACUGGGAACACCAAUGAUAUCGCCGAUAAUUAAUGCUGGUUGGGAUCACAAAGAUGAUUGGUUCGUUCCACAUUAUGAAGAGAAGCAAGAUACCAGAUCGUCAGAACAAAAAUACAAGAUUGUGCUGUCUAGUGAUGAUCAUUCGUAUUUGCUGGGCCAUAAAGUAAAUGGUGCAGCUGUAAUGCCAGUAACGGGAUACAUAGUUCUGGUUAUGCAAACAUUUGCCAAUAUCAUGCAGACAGAGUUUAGUGAACUAUCCAUCAAAAUGAGUGAUGUGAAAUGUGUUGCCAAUUCCAUUAAAUUACUGAAGGAUACGUUGCUCCAGUUCGUCAUCACUUUGACCAAUGUUGGAUACUUCGAAGUCGUUGAAUCGGGAACGUUGCUCAUGAGUGGACAUAUAGAGCAAUUCACUGAUGACGUCACUUUUCGGUCAGCAAAGCGUCAUUCUGCUGCGACGAUACUCGAAUCGAACGAUUGCCGUAAAGCGCUCAGAUUGAAAGGAUACCAAUUUGACGAGGAAUUUGCAUCAUCCGUGCGAGAAGUGUCAGUAUUUUCCGAAGGAACAUGUGGACGAGUAAAAAUGGGUCAACAUUUUGAAACAUUCCUGGAAGGUUGCUUUCAAAUUGUAAACCUAGCCUACGAUUCAUACUCGGCAUUUGCGUUGCAACAUUUCGAGUCGGCUGUUAUUAACAUGAAAAAAGUGAACCAACUGUCGACGAUGAUGUGGUACGAAAAAGAGUGCAAAACAUUGCAUGGUGUCGGUAUUGAAAUUACUGGCAUUGAAGGGAAAAUGUUGGCGGAAAAUGUCGGAAAUGAAGUGAAACCUCUUCUGGAAUCCUACUCAUUCAUUCCGUAUCAUGAUACCAGCAAAGCCAUGGGUCAGAUCAGUGUCAAUGAUAAAGUUUAUCAAUUAUUCCAAAUCGUCACGGAGAACAUCAACAGCUUUGUUUUAAACAUUCUUGAAAUUUGUCCAAAAGACAUGGAUCCAUUGUUGACGCAUAUUCAAUCAAGUUUGGCACGCGUUAAAAUGAUCAUAGCCGAAUUUUACCUAGCUACUGAAAGGGAAUGUGCCGAUAUGGAUGAUGUGACCACAAUUAACUUAGAUGAACUGGUCCGCUUGCCCAGUAACAUGUCACUUGUUAUUGGUUCUGGUUUGUGUGGAGAUCUGCAUCAAUUUAAAAUGGCAUUGAAAAUCUGCAAAGAUCACGCGUUUGUUAUUUCAAGGGAAGCAUCAAAUUUCGAAAUCGAUUCGGAGAAAAUACUUCCAAACGUGCAUGUCGUCAGCACUGCAUUCCUUAGCGAUUUCACCUUAAUUAUGUUCGAGUACCGAAUUCGAAACGCGGAUGAAAAAAUUGAUAGAUUUAUCAAUGUUACCAACUCGAAUUUGGAAUGGCUGAAAGUGUUGAAGGGAACACAAAAUACCGGAAGGAUCUACUUAAUCGUGCAGUAUGAACAGCAAUUUAGUGGAAUUGUUGGAUUCGUAAAUUGUUUGCGUAAAGAGGCGGCUACUAAUGUCUAUUGUGUGUUGAUUGAAGAUCCACAGGCACCGAAAUUCGAUCCGGAAAUACCAAUGUACAAGAAGCAACUUGAGAAGAAUUUGGUCAUGAAUAUUUACAGACACGGAACAUGGGGUGCCUUUCGGUUCACUGAACUUGAAUCUAAUCAAUUAUCACAGCCGCAAAGCAAAUACUGUUACAUGAACUACUCAGACCAUUUGGCUUGGCAUCAGAUGGAUGUAGAAACUGCAGCUACUGUAAAAGUGCAAUAUUUAACACUAAAUCGGGAGUAUCUAAACUCACUAAUUGAAUAUUCGGGCACAGCAAUAGACGGACAACAAGUGUUUGGUAUAGUAAAUAAUUCAAAAAUGUUGGUGACACACGUUAAUCCGGAACCACAUUUAACAUGGAUUGUGCCAGAAUUCUGGAACUUGAAGCAAGCAGUUACAGUGGCAGUGCCCUAUUUAACGAUCUAUUACACUUACUUUGAGUUAUUGAACGUACAAAGAGGUGCAACAAUUUUGAUACAAACAAGUGAAGUAAUGGCCAUUGCUGCCAUACAAACAGCAGAGAUGUACAAUUUGAAAUGGGUCGCGGUAGUCGAUUCAAUCGAAACGAAGGAGUCCAUAUGCGCAACGUUUUCGUUUCUAAAUCGGAAUCGUAUUAGAGUUGGCAAUAGUCCGUCGCUGCAUAAAAUGAUAAUGCAGGAAAUUGAUAGUGAAGGUGUUGAUUAUGUUUUGUGUUCAUCAAUGUGUAGCAGCGUAAAAUCAAUUGUUGCUUGCUUGAAGAAAGAUGGACAAUUUCUUCACAUCACGUCCGACGAACGGCCUGUCAGUUUUGAUGUGGACAUGCGGGAUUUAAACAAAGAGAUUCGAUUUUAUACGACAUCAAUGCAUGAUUUGAUCAAUGCACCAAGUGAUGUAUUAAAGCAACUGAACCAUAAACUUCAAAGAGAUAUCGACAAUGGGAUGGUGUUGUCGUUUAAGUCAAAAGUUUUUGCAGCAAAUCAAAUACAAAACGCCAGCCAAGAAUUGUUAAAUAAAAAUUCGACAAACCGGAAAAUUGUGAUUCAAGUCAGAGAACAAAUGCACGACGUUGAAACGUUGCCAGUUCCAGUUUGGCCCACAGUCUUGUUCAAGCCAAAUUCUGUUUAUAUCGUCAUUGGAGGCCUGGGUGGUAUUGGCCUGGAAUUAUCCAAUUGGAUGAUAAAACGUGGCUGCAGAAAGCUUGUUCUCUGUAGUCGAAAUGGGAUUAAGAAUUCAUAUCAAGAAUAUCGUGUCAAUCAAUGGAAGUUGAAAGGGGUUGAAAUUCAUUUGAAUUCGGAUAAAAUUACUGCAAGAGAGGGAUGUCAAGCCCUGUUGAACGAUGCAAAACGGUUCGGUUCAAUUGGUGGGAUCUUUCAUUUAGCAGUUAUUGUUCACGACAAGUUGUUGGAUAAUCAGAGUUUCGAUCACUUUUCCGAAACAUUUGCUGUUAAAGCAAUGUCAACAGAAUAUUUAGAUGAAUUGACAAGAAUUCAAUGUCCCAAUCUUGAACACUUUGUUGCAUUCACGUCUGUUGCAAACGGUCGUGGCAGUCCCGGUCAAACAGCAUAUGCUCUCGCUAACAGUGUGAUGGAACGUUUCGUUGAAAACCGUGUGAAUUGCGGAUAUUCCGGUAAAGCAAUUCAAUGGGGACCCGUUGCAGAUGUCGGAUUGAUUGCUGUUCUAACCGACAUGGAUGGCAGCGUUGAAUUGGGUGGCGUGUCGCAACAACGAAUCUCAUCGUGUUUACAGGUUUUGGAUGUAUUGCUGUCAUGUUCAGAUCCGAUCGUCUCUAGUAUUGUAAUAGCUGAAAAACAUGGAUUCGGCAAAACACUUCAAGAAUUUAUCAUGAACAUGUUUGCGAUCAAAGGGAAUAAGUCCAGCAUUUUAAAUAAGACAUUGAGUGAAUUAGGCAUGGAUUCAUUAGAGGCAAUGGAAAUUGUCCAACGAAUUGAAGUCAAUUAUGAUAUGGUCGUGCCCGUUGAUGAGAUUCGUAAUCUAACCAUACAAGCUCUGAUGGAUUUCGUAGAAGGAAAGGCAGAAGCGAAAUAAAAAAAAAUGAAAAUCAAUUAAUUAAAUAAGACCAUGUUAUAUCGA